Messenger RNA from Vitrella brassicaformis, 2684 nucleotides. Lineage: Eukaryota; Vitrellaceae. The record is from the annotation of a GenBank genome assembly.
GUGUGAAGAGGACCGCGUGCCGUAUUAGACGCAAGGAUGAGUGCGUUCCGCCACUCUGACGAUAGCGGCAAAGACGAGAUGGACUUCGAGUACACUGACCCUCCCACGCUCUCCCUCGACGCACUGGAUCUCGCUGAUGAGCCGGUGAUGCGCCUCAGGGCGGCACCCAAGGCACCCAAGCAGAGGCGCGACUCGCGCACUGCCGACAAACAACACGUCACGGUCAGCGGGGAGGCAGAGGAGAGGAUGGCAUGGCAUGCAGGUGUGCGGGCAUCCGUGUGUGUGUGGUUGCUGUGUGCAGGAGGGUCUGCUGCGUAGCUGGAGUCGGUAUUUCAAGGGCGGGGAGGACGACACCACCACGGCUGAGGGCACGGUUGACGGGACGGCGGCAGACGCAGACGUCGUCAUGCAGGAUGCAGCAGCCGCUGAUAAGAAGGAAACACAGCAAGGGCAAGGUGAGAUAGAUGGCGAGGGAGGGAGAAUGCUCGUCGACCUGUGUGCCCUGACUGACCUGUUAUGUCCCGCUGGCUGCAGCAGCGCCCUCCCGUAGCUCGUUUCUAUCACGGAUCAGCCAAGCCAUCCUCCGCACACAUGCCCCUACCCCCUCCCCUGACCCUGCCCCUCGCCCAGCAGCAGCAGCAGCCGCUGAGCGCCCCUCUCCCGCCCAGCAGCAGCCCGCCCCCAUGACGGCCAUCGAGUGCUACAGACCCCCGCCUCCCCCAUCCCUACCCCCUCCCGGCCUGCCGACGCGCUCACAGCAGCCGUGGCGCCCAUUCGAGCAGGGCUAUGGCGGCGGCGGGUUGGUGCGGCGUCGGGCGGCUGGGGAUGGUUAUGGUGGGUAUCGUGUGGGUGAGAGGGGCGAGGAGGAGGUGGAGGUGGAGGAGGAGAGUGAGGGCGACGGUCGGGAUGGGUUCUGGGGUAGCGUGAGGGAGUGUGCUGUGACGGUCUGCCUCGUCCUGGUGAGUUGUGGGUGGGGGAGGGUGGGGGAGGGAGGGAGAAAGGCCGUCUGUCGAUUCUUGUUGUGUGUAUGUGUUGUGCGUCUGUUGUGUGUGUGUGUGUAUGUGUGUGUGUGUGUCAGGUUCUAGUUGGUUUGGUGUACAACUUCGUCUACCUGCCUCACUCGGACGCCUCCUAUGAAGCUGACGUGAGUGAGCCACCACCUACUCGGCCAACCAACGCCCCGCAGCAUCACUUGCCUCUGUCUGUUAUCCGUUAGAGCAUCACUCGCGCCGAAAUGGAGGAGCGGCUGGCCUGCCGAGACAAAUAUGAGAGCAACAAGUGAGACAGACAGUGACCUGCACACACACACACACACACUCUCUCUCCCAUAUGGCGUGUCCGUCUGCUCAGGUGCGAGUUGUGUUUUUCCCAAGAGGGCUGCAAGUUCCCCGCACUCUUUGAGCCGUGCCGGUCGGUCAACAACACAGACACGCACACACACACACACACACACAAUUGUGCUGGUUGGCUGCAGCGAGUACAAGGCGUGCAUGGAGACGGGCCACGAACCACUGGCGAAGCGCUCACAGAUACUCGCCAAGAACGUCGCCCUCGGCAUCGACGCCUUCGUGCGCCACCUGUCGUGGUAAGUUAACUCCCACAGAAACAGACAGGGAGGGAACCCCACACAAACAGACAACCUCAGGAAGCUCUCUCUCUGUUGAUGCCUUGGCUGCCCUGCCCUUCACACAUACACAGGAAGUCAGUAGUGGUGAUCGGCAUGCUGCUGUCGGUGCUGGUGCUCUUCUCCCGGUGCGACCUCCUCCCCCGCCCAUGCAGGUGCAACAGACGCUCGGCAAGACAGUCGCGCAAACAGCCCCCCACCAGACGCACUCCAUCGCCCCGCCAGCCGGCCCGGCACCAGGUGCAGCAGCCAUAUCUCCCCACCUCUCCCCUGCUGCCGCCACACCCACACGUUCAUCCACACGCUCAUGCUCACCCACCAAUGGCGGCGCUGCCCUCACCGCCGUAUUAUGCCGGCCCUCCUGCUGCCGCCGCUGCUGGUGGUGGUGGUGCGUAUGGGUAUGGCCCACAGCAUUAUGUGGGCGGGGGCGGUUAUGGGUGGCCGGUGGGCGCGCCGCCGUCUUAUGAUGCGGAGGAGCGACACAGGUACGGCUACGGCCACUAUGGCUAUGGAAGCGGCGUCUAUGGGCCGCCACCGAUGCAGUAUUAGUGGAUGGAUGGAUGGAUGGAUGGCUGGUGGGGGGCAGUCCAUAGUGUGUGUGAGUGUCUGUCUGUGUGUGUGUCUGUCUGUCUGUGUGAUGGUGUGGGAGACCUUUAUACGGUAUCUAUUUGUCUGUGUAUGUCGAGAGCAUUGGCCCCACGAGUUCGUGUGUGUCUCGUCAGUCGAGGGCGGCGCAUGAUGGCGGCAAGCGACAAGCCGUUUGCCGCCAUCGUAGCACGCUCACAGCUGACGCCCCUCACACGAGCUGAGGGGAGCAUUGCAGGCAGACCGACAGGCCGUGUGUUCCUCCUUUAUCUGGCCGUGAAUAGUGUGUGUGUGUAUGUUCGGAGGAAGGAAGACUUGAUGGUUCGGUGCGGUGCGAUCCUGGUGCUCGCCUGCGGCUGACUUCUUGCCACCUUCUCCUCAUUGGCGUGGCAGUGUCUGCACAUACACUAGACGCUGCCGUACCGAGGAGGCGGAGAGGGACAGAAGGCAGUGGACGCAGGAAAGCUCAGGCGGG